AGAGACUCUGAGCAAUCAUGGGGAAGCAAAACAGCAAGCUGAAGCCGGAAGUGCUGGAGGAUCUCAGACAGAGUACUGAAUUCUCAGAUACCGAGAUCCAAGAGUGGUACAAAGGAUUUCUAAAGGACUGCCCCUCCGGACAUCUAAACGUGGAAGAGUUCAAGAAGAUAUACGGAAACUUCUUCCCUUACGGCGACGCGUCAAAGUUCGCGGAGCACGUAUUCAGGACGUUCGACGUGAACGGCGACGGCACAAUCGACUUCCGUGAGUUUCUAUGCGCCCUCAGUGUGACGUCCCGUGGCAAGUUGGAGCAGAAGUUACGAUGGGCCUUUAGCAUGUACGAUCUGGAUGGCAAUGGCUACAUCUCGCGACAGGAAAUGCUGGAAAUUGUAACGGCGAUCUACAAGAUGGUGGGCUCUGUGAUGAAGAUGCCAGACGACGAGUCAACGCCGGAAAGACGAACCGACAAAAUAUUUCGUCAGAUGGACAAAAAUAAGGACGGCAAGCUAUCGCUCGAAGAAUUUAUAGAGGGUGCAAAGAACGACCCGUCUAUUGUUCGACUACUGCAGUGCGAUCCUAGCGCACAGGCCCAGUGAGAUCUGGUGAUGCCAACACGAGAAAAUGGUGCUAUGUUAUUCGCAUAAAAUCGGGAUCCGGCCCAAUUAUAAUAGUAUCCCUCUCCCUAGCAGCAGUGAAACGCAAUCGUAGAAAAUUUUUUACAUCUGGUAGUACCCAGUCAAGAAACUACCAGAAGACUUGUCCCAUAGAAUCUUUUUUUUUAGGUUUAUGUGUUUGACUUAGUAUACAACUAAAUUUAGAUGCAUUAACAUCAGAAACUUUUCUUGUGGGGACAAAUAGUUUUACUAGAAUGACUACAUGCCUUAUUUUUUUUUUUUUUUUUUUUUUUUUUUUUUAACUAGUUAAACUUGGGUAGCGAUAUUUUUCACGGUCAACGAGUAUGUAAUAAAUUGACACUUUAUAUUUAAUUGUUAAAACCGCCUUAUAGAGAGCAUUUUCGUGAAUAUUUUAUAUCGAUAUGUCAAUGUGUAAAGAAAAAAAUAACAGAACAGUUCGUAAUUCUAGAAUUAAUCUAUUCGCUCAAAACGUUGAUAUCUGUUGAUAUCGAUAUAUAAUAAUAAGUUACGCGUUAUCCAUAUUAUCCAAAGAUUAGAAUCGACUUUAGUACGGGUUACAUCUAGAGAACAAAGAGAACAAAUUCGUACACUUACAUAUAUUUUUCAACUAAGUUUUAAUACAACUCCCAUUUCCCGAUAACAAAAAAAAAACAAAAAAAAACAAAAAAAAAAA
This is a messenger RNA of Pseudomyrmex gracilis, 1308 nucleotides long. It is a transcript of the gene Nca, whose product is annotated as neurocalcin homolog. The coding region runs from base 18 to 596 and encodes 192 amino acids. NCBI's taxonomy places the organism in Eukaryota, Metazoa, Arthropoda, Insecta, Hymenoptera, Formicidae. Gene Ontology annotation, molecular function: calcium ion binding. The record is from RefSeq and is a predicted model, not a curated record. The transcript is spliced from 4 exons.